CUAGCAACGGGGAAAGCGUUGUUGACAAGCACAGAAACUGCAGCUCCGGCUUGAGAGUGGAGCUGUCCCACAGGAGCUAUGACUGAGGUGGAGGAAACCCUCAAGAGGAUUCAGAGCCACAAAGGGGUCAUUGGAACCAUGGUGGUCAAUGCAGAAGGCAUUCCAAUCCGAACAACCCUGGACAACUCCACAACAGUUCAAUACGCAGGUCUUCUCCAUCAGCUGACCAUGAAGGCCAAGAGCACAGUCCGGGACAUUGACCCCCAGAAUGACCUGACUUUCCUCAGGAUCAGAUCGAAGAAACACGAAAUCAUGGUAGCCCCAGAUAAAGAAUAUCUUCUGAUUGUCAUUCAGAACCCAUGUGAGUAGACCUGCUGUGGCCGACUCUAUCCUUGUGAUGAUACCUGGAAGCCCUUCAUUCCUCUAGUCCAUCAAAUUGACCUGAAUUGAGCCUAGAGACAUGUUCUCCUAUUUUGACAACAAAACACUCUACAUGUCUCCCUUGGUCCUUUUUUACUAUAUUAUGGUCUUGUGCUUUUGCUGGAUAAUAAACAAAUUCUGCCA
Molecule: messenger RNA, 564 nt
Organism: Phodopus roborovskii (desert hamster)
Lineage: Eukaryota; Metazoa; Chordata; Mammalia; Rodentia; Cricetidae
Gene: Dynlrb2
Product: dynein light chain roadblock-type 2
Exons: 4
Coding region: 79-369 (96 amino acids)
Biological process (GO): microtubule-based movement
Cellular component (GO): centrosome; cytoplasm; cytoplasmic dynein complex
Molecular function (GO): dynein intermediate chain binding
Source: RefSeq, a predicted model, not a curated record